ACCCACAGGCCAAAAUAAGGCAUAAAGAAACACGAGUCCGAUCCCCUUCGACUUCGCCUGUCUUUCUUGCCCUUCUCCCUGAUUUCCUCGGCGAGCAUCAGAUCCCGCCUCCUCUCUCUCCGUUACCCGCUCACUCUCUCCGGCUGCGAGAAGUUCCGUGAAGAAGCGGGCAAGAAUGGAGGAGAACGGCAGCGGCGUGGAGGAGAUGAACGGCAACGGAUCGGUCUCGUCGCCCGCCGUUGACAGAAGUCUUCCUAGGGCAAAUACGAUGCCUGGAGGAACAAACUGUCCUGAAAGAUUAGAAACAACCCCAGUCAAGCCAAAUCUGGAAAGGUCAAAGACUGAGAGACGAAAGCAAAGUAUUCCCCAUGAUGAUCCAACAGCUCAAUUGUUUGAUGAUAAGAUUUCUGAUAAACAGAAGAUGAAGAUGCUAAAUCGAAUUGCUACAGUGAAAGAUGAUGGAACUGUUGUGGUUGAUGUUCCGAGCAAUCUUGAAGCUACAUCAUUAGAAGUAGAAUCCGAGGAUGCAUAUGGUGAAACAGUUGAUGAAGAGCCACUAGAUUCGACAGAUCUCCAAUAUCGACCUCCUAUGCAAAUUGUCAUUCUUAUUGUUGGGACACGAGGUGAUGUGCAGCCCUUUGUUGCGAUUGGAAAACGCUUGCAGGAUUAUGGUCAUCGUGUUAGACUAGCAACUCAUGCAAAUUUCAAGGAGUUUGUAUUGACUGCUGGACUGGAAUUCUUUCCUUUAGGUGGAGACCCAAAGGUCCUUGCUGAGUAUAUGGUGAAGAAUAAAGGGUUCUUACCUUCUGCACCUUCCGAGAUACCUAUUCAACGUAAACAGAUUAAAGAAAUCAUUUUUUCAUUACUUCCUGCCUGCAAGGAUCCUGAUGUCGACACUGGUAUUCCUUUCAAAGCGGAUGCCAUAAUUGCAAAUCCACCGGCAUAUGGACAUACCCAUGUAGCUGAGGCGCUGAAAAUACCAAUUCACAUUAUUUUCACAAUGCCAUGGACACCAACUAGUGAAUUUCCGCAUCCUCUUUCCCGUGUCAAGCAAUCUGCUGGAUAUAGACUUUCGUAUCAGAUUGUCGAUUCUAUGAUUUGGCUUGGAAUACGGGAUAUGAUAAAUGAUUUUAGAAAAAGAAAGUUGAAACUGCGACCGGUGACUUAUUUAAGUGGUGCACAGGAUUCUGCCUCUGACAUACCUCAUGCAUAUAUAUGGAGCCCACAUCUUGUUCCAAAACCAAAAGAUUGGGGAUCCAAAAUUGAUGUGGUUGGAUUUUGUUUCCUUGACCUUGCAUCAAAUUAUGAACCUCCAGAAUCACUUGUGAAAUGGCUGGAAGCUGGUGAAAAGCCUAUUUAUAUUGGUUUUGGUAGCCUUCCUGUUCAAGAGCCUGAAAAAAUGACGGAGAUUAUUGUGGAGGCACUGAGUAUCACUAAACAGAGAGGCAUCAUUAACAAGGGCUGGGGUGGCCUUGGGAAUUUGGCAGAACCCAAGGAUUUUGUUUACUCAUUGGAUAAUGUUCCACAUGACUGGCUAUUCUUGCAGUGCAAGGCAGUGGUGCAUCAUGGCGGGGCUGGAACAACUGCUGCUGGGCUUAAGGCUGCUUGUCCGACAACCAUCAUACCUUUCUUCGGUGAUCAACCCUUUUGGGGAGAGCGAGUGCAUGCUAGGGGACUAGGACCUUCACCUAUUCCUGUCGAUCAAUUUUCAUUGCAGAAGUUGGUCGAUGCAAUAAACUUUAUGAUGAAACCCGAGGUCAAAGAAAAUGCCUUGAUAUUGGCCAAGUCCAUGGAAACCGAGGAUGGUGUUUCUGGAGCAGUGAAAGCAUUUUUGAAACAUCUUCCUCCAAAAUUAUCAUCUCAGGAUACUUUUGAAUCCUCAGCCUUCAUGGAUCCUUUGCUCGCCCCAGUGAAAAAAUGCUUUGGUUGUUCCUAAACCUCAUCCUAUUUCUUUUUUUACACCUGAUCUGCACAUUCAUCGGUCAUCAAUUUUACAGCCUUGGAGGUCAUGUGAUCUAUGUAUAAUUUAUAUGUAGAAGUUUGUAUCGUAUUUCUUGUAUUCUUUGUUAAAACAACACAUCUUCUCCUUCGAUGUAAUCCGAUGUAUGUUCAGUACGAGGAGAGUCUCAACAAAUUUGGCUCAUCUUUUGAGAUAUAGGACCAAAGUUCAUCGAAGUCAA
This is a messenger RNA of Musa acuminata AAA Group (dessert banana), 2180 nucleotides long. RefSeq names its product sterol 3-beta-glucosyltransferase UGT80A2. Gene Ontology annotation, biological process: carbohydrate metabolic process. Bases 176 to 1936 code for a protein of 586 amino acids. The record is from RefSeq and is a predicted model, not a curated record. The transcript has 14 exons. Lineage: Eukaryota; Viridiplantae; Streptophyta; Magnoliopsida; Zingiberales; Musaceae. Gene Ontology annotation, molecular function: UDP-glycosyltransferase activity; hexosyltransferase activity.